Messenger RNA from Dermatophagoides pteronyssinus (European house dust mite), 3338 nucleotides. RefSeq names its product methionine synthase reductase-like. Gene Ontology annotation, cellular component: cytosol. Gene Ontology annotation, biological process: homocysteine metabolic process. Lineage: Eukaryota; Metazoa; Arthropoda; Arachnida; Sarcoptiformes; Pyroglyphidae. The record is from RefSeq and is a predicted model, not a curated record. Gene Ontology annotation, molecular function: [methionine synthase] reductase (NADPH) activity; flavin adenine dinucleotide binding; FMN binding.
AAAUUUCAUUAUUUCAUUUUAUUAUUAUCCCUUCAUGAACAACCAUUUUGUCCUUUAUAUAUAAAAUUUUUUUUUUACUAUAUUCAUUCAUCAUUUACGAAUGUUCAAAAUUUUCUUUUCCUGAAUUAUGUCAUCCAGUAAAUCAAACAAUAAUAAUAAUGAUGACAACGGCAACAACCAAAUCGAUCAACAAGAUUUAAACAUUAUAAAUUUGAAUAAAAUACGAAUUCUAUAUGCAUCACAAACAGGCCAAGCGGAAAGCAUUUCAAAAAUAAUUUAUGAUCAAUUAUAUGAUUCAAUUAAUCAAUAUGUUUCAAAUUGGACAGAUUUUAAUAUUGACAAUUAUCUACAACGUUAUUGUAUUAGUGAUUAUGAUAAAUUGAUAACUGAUUUUUGGAAAAUAGAUAAUAAUAUAAAAACAACAAAUUCAUCAUCAUCAUCAUCAUCAUCUGAUUCCGAUUUUUGUUGUGUGCGUCAUUCUUAUAAUAAUAAAAAUUUAUUGAUUAUUGUUGCAUCGACCACUGGACAAGGUGAUCCACCCGAUAAGGCAACAAAAUUCUUUCGAUGGCUACGACGUUUAAAACGAGAAAAACAACUAACAGAAUUCAAUCAUUUAACCUAUGCAUUGUUGGGCCUUGGCGAUACAAACUACGAUAAUUUUGCCAAUUUUUCCAAACAAUUGAACAAAUUGUUCGACGAAUUGGGAGCGAUAUCAUAUAUUACACCAGCUUUUGCUGAUGAUGCAGUCGGAUUAGAAUUAGUCACCGAGCCAUUCAUUGAAAAAUUGAUUGCAACAAUCGUGCAACAUUUUGAGAAAUUAAACGUGACGAAUAAUAAUUGUUCCCAUUCAAACGAUAAAUGUGAAAAAGACCAUUUCUCUGAAUCAUUGAUGAUCAAUACAUCAGAUGCAAAAGACAAUUUAAUUGAUUCGGCCACUUUCGUCAACGAACCAAACGAGAAAAUUAAUUUAACCAUAACGGAUAAAAACUCAAUUAAUCAUAUUGAUGAUAUUGAAAAGGUCAUCGAUAGUAAUCAAGAUAUAAUGAACAUUAAUCGACCAGUAGUAUCAUCAUGUAUAUCAUUGACCAGUUCUGACAAAUGUAACUUGAGUGAUAUUUGCCGACAAUUGGUCGAACCUUCCGCUCAAUUGGAAUCAAUAGUUGAUAUUGAACAAUUGAAUCUCCCCAAAAUUCCACUCAUAUCAACAAAAGAAAAUAAUUUAUAUAGUCGCUUCAUUUAUAGUCAAAAAAAUCUCGAACAACUUCCAUUCUAUUCUGCUGGAACAUCGAUAAAUUCUAUAAAAAAUUUUCUUACAAAUAAACUCAAUAAUACGGAUAGUUCAUUGUAUGUUGGACAAGUCAAUUUGUCUAAAAUUCUUUCAAAUGAUGACUCAUCAUUGACAACUUGUUGCCAUCGACGAAAAACUCUUAUUGAAUGUGAUGUUGAAUAUGAAUUAUUUCAACCAUAUGAACAAAAUGAUUGGUUCAUACCCGGUGAUUCAUUUGGAUUCUAUAGUGCAAAUUUAUUGAUUGAUGUCUAUCAAGUGAUACGAUCGAUCAAAGUUAAAUGUUCCGAUUUUGGUGAUAAUGAUGACGAUGAUGAUGAUGACUCAAUUUUGCUUUGGGAUUAUUUUAAGGGCAAUAAAAAACAAGUGUUUGUUGUAUUAAAUGAUAAGAAUAUUAUUGUUGAAUUAUUACCAUAUCUAUUUUAUGGUGUUGAUCUUCGUACGAUACCGAAAAAAGCUACAUUAUGCCAUCUGGCUCAAUACACAACCGAUGAACAACAAAGACGUAGAUUAUUAGAGUUGAGUAGUAAACAAGGAAAUAUAGAAUAUCAAAAGCUAAUACUUGGCCAAAGCAUUACCAUUUGUGAUAUAUUACGUUUGUUUGACACUUGUCAUCCGCCUAUUGAUGUAUUUUUUGCUCAUUUAAUCACCGCAAAGCCUCGUUAUUUUAGUGCAUCAAGUUUACCAAAAAUUUUUAAACAGAAUUUUGAUGCUAGUCUUAAUAAUAAUCAUCAUGAUGAUAAUAAUCUAUCAUCAACAACAUUGAUUGACACCCUUUAUAAGUGUAAAUUUAAAAUAAUGUUUUCCGUUUCUACAAAUUUCUCACACACAUUUAUGCGAACAUCCGAAAACUUGCUAGGAUUGUUUUCUGGUAAAUUUUUUCGCCAUUACGAUUUUUUACCGGAAAAUUUUCAAGCCGAUCUUAUGUGUUCAAAUGUUUGGAAAACAAUCGAAUUAAUUCAUGAAAAUGUCAUAAAUGGCAAUAUAUUCGAUAAUCAAGAUGUUACAUUAUAUCAAUCUAUAUCAUUUCCAGUUUAUUUAUUUCAAAGACUCAAUAAAACAUUUCGUAUGAUACCACGUGAAUUAUCAUUAAAAAGGCCACUUAUUUUGAUAUCAACCGGAACUGGUGUCACACCAUUUUUAACCUAUUUCGAAUUACUACAAGAUAUCCUUUCCUCUGAUAAUAAACAAAACAAUGACAUUGAAAAUCAUCAUAAUCAUAAUAAUGAUCAUUCAUCAAACGAUACAUUAAUGAAUGUUUUGGAUUAUUCAAAAUUAUCAAGUGAAAUUUUCUUUAUAUUUGGUUGCCGCCAUCCUUAUCAAGAUUUUGCCUAUUCGGAUCGUAUAAUUUCAUUGUAUAAAAAUCAACCUUCACUAAUAAAUCAUCUAUGUCUAUGCUUUAGUCGAGCAAAUUUUAUUGAUUUAUUGAAAUUUGAAAUCGAAUCACAAAUUAAUCUAUGCUGUAUGGCCAAAAUGUCGAUGUCGAUAAAUAAUAAUAAUCAUAAUGAAAGUGAAGAGAAUGUUUCGACACAGUCAAGAUCAACAAGUAGUGAACAUUACAACAACUUUAAUGGACAACAACAAAAUUUGGAAAAUGAAACAGAUUCACAGAAAAGCAUUAUCAAACAUGUUGAUCAAUUAAUACGUAUACAUGGUGAAGAAUUAACCGAUUUGAUUAUCAAUCAUAAUGCUAUUAUUUAUAUUUGUGGUAAUUGGAAAUUAAUUACUUCUGAUAUUAAACAAGCAUUCUGUGACAUUCUUACUAGAUAUCAUUUUGAAAAUCAUAAUGAACAAAAAGAUGAUAAAUUAUUUAAUAAUUAUUCAUCAAAAACAAUAAUUAAUAAUAAUAAUAUGAAACAAACAUCCGAAGCAAUGAAAUAUCUAAAACAAUUGCAACAGAAUGGUCGAUUUGUACAAGAUAUUUGGACUUGAAAAAAAAAUACAAACACACCCAAAUUUAUCGUUAGGAAAUCGAUAACCCCAAAAAAAAUUGACAAUUAUCUUUGAAAAAAAAAUUGAUGAUUAUCAAUCGAAUGGCCUUGAUCUCAUUUUG